Messenger RNA from Anoplopoma fimbria (sablefish), 636 nucleotides. Its product is annotated as proteolipid protein 2. The record is from RefSeq and is a predicted model, not a curated record. The transcript has 4 exons. The coding region runs from base 145 to 597 and encodes 150 amino acids. NCBI's taxonomy places the organism in Eukaryota, Metazoa, Chordata, Actinopteri, Perciformes, Anoplopomatidae. Gene Ontology annotation, cellular component: membrane.
GCUUUUUCAGUAGAUGUGCCAAGUAGCUGCUGAUGUGAAAAUGUUGCACACGUUUGUACACACAGUCAUUUCCUACAGUUAAAAGGAAAUUGCUUGUUCCAGGAAACAGACUGAGCCGUCUUUUGCAAAUUAAAUCGUACCAUCAUGUCAGAGGAUCAAAGUAGAAUAACAACUGUAGAUGUGGACACUGCUUUCAUCAAAUCCAAGAGGGGCAUCCUGAAAGUAGCAGAGAUGGUGACUCUGUUUGUGGCAUUUGUGUGUUUUGCUACAGCAUCUAGAGCAAAGUACAUUACAGCCACAGUGUUGGAGUUUGUGAUCGCCUCACUUCUCCUGUUGCUGUACAUGUUCAAACUCCACAAAAGGCUGACCUUCUUCUUUUGGCCUCUCGUUGAUGUUUUCAAUUCAGCGUUUGCAGCAGUCUACUUUAUUGUCUUGAGCCUGCUGGCCUUGACUACAUACACUGUCACUGGCACACUGGUUGGAGGGAUAUUUGGUUUCAUCUCAGCUGGGCUGCUGUGUGUGGACUGCUACAUGGUUUUCAAGAACAUCACAUUCAACAAGCCCAGAAGCCAAAUUCAGAGUCAAGACAACCAAUGAAUAAAUCAAUUACAAUAAAGGAAUACAGAAUACUAUUAA